AUGGCAGUGGUAGAGAUGCUCAUGAGUCCUGUACAGGACUGUGUGGUCUUUGAGGAUGUGGCUGUAUAUUUCUCCCAGGAGGAGUGGGGCCUCCUUGAUGAAGCUCAGAGACACUUGUACCAUGCUGUGAUGGCAGAGAACCUGGCACUCGUGACCUCCCUGGGUUGUUGGCAUGGAGCCCAGGGUGAGGAGGCCUCUUCUGAGCAAGGUGUUUCUAUAGGGAUGUCAGAGGUCAGAACUGCGAAGCCAGAUCCAUCCUCCAGGAAGGCCCAGUCCAGUGACAUGUGUGGCUCACUCUCCAGAGACCUUUUACCCCUGCCUGAGCAUGACAGAAUGUACUGUGAUGAAGGACUGUACAUUUGUGGAGCAGACCUUUUCCAGCAGCAGAAGGAGAUUAGAGACAAACUUUGCAGAAGGGCUGAGGGGCAGCCUUCAUUUGUGACCAACAGCAGUGUUCACACAGGAGAGAGGAACUUGACCUGCAAGAGAGAUGGGAAGCCCUUCCCAGGCAGCACAGGCCUUCUGCAGCAGCUGGCCCCUUGUGGUGUGGGGCAGCCACAUGGGGACACUGAGUGCCAGGAGGCCUUUGGUCAUGAACAGAGUGGUUACAGGUGUACUCAAUGUGGGAAAGCCUUCAGCCGAAAACAGAUACUUGUUGAGCAUCAGAAAAUCCACACUGGAGUAAGGCCUCAUGAGUGCAGCGUAUGCGGGAUGGCCUUCAUUAGAAAAUUUCACCUUGUUCAGCACCAGAGAAUCCACAGUGGAGAAAGGCCUUUUCGGUGCGGUGAAUGUGGGAAAUGUUUUAGGUACAACUCCACGCUCAUUAGUCAUCAGCGAGUUCACACUGGAUUAAGGCCUUAUGAGUGUAGCAAAUGUGGGGAAUUCUUCAAGUACAGUGCCAACUUCAUGAAACAUCAGAGAAAGCACAAUGGAGAAAGGCCCUUUGAGUGCAGAGAAUGUGGGAAAUUCUUUAGGUAUAACUACAGACUGAUAAGACAUGGGAGAGUUCACACUGGAGAAACUCCUUAUCAGUGCAUUGAAUGUGGGAAGUUUUUCAGGUACAGCUCCACAUUCAUUAGACAUCAGAGAGUUCAUACUGCAGAAAAGCCUUAUAAGUGUAAUGAAUGUGGGAAGUUCUUUAGGUACAAUUCCACACUCAUUAAACACCAGAGAGUUCAUACCGGAGAAAGGCCUUAUGAGUGCAGUGAAUGUGGAAAAUUUUUCAGGUACACAUCCACCCUCAUUAGACAUCAGAGAGUUCAUACUGUAGAAAGGCCUUAUGAGUGCAGCUUGUGUGGGGAAUACUUUAAGUACAAAUCCAAACUUAUUAAACAUUGGCAAAAUCACACUGGAGAAAGGCCUUAUGAGUGCAGUGAAUGUGGGAAGGCCUUUAGGUACCACUGCAGACUCAUUAGACAUAAGAGAGUUCACAGUGGAGAGAGGCCAUUUGAGUGCAGUGAAUGUGGGAAAUUCUUUCGGUACAACUCCAACCUCAUUAAACAUUGGAGAAAUCACACUGGAGAGAGGCCUUAUGAGUGCAGAGAAUGUGGGAAAGCCUUUAGCCACAAGCAUAUACUUGUUGAGCACCAGAAAAUCCAUACUGGAGAAAGGCCUUACGAGUGCAGCAGAUGUCACAAAGCCUUCAUUAGGAAGUCCCACCUUGUUCAUCACCAGAAGAUUCACACUGAAGACACUAUGAGUGCUGUGAAUGUGGGGAACUCUUUAGAUACAACUCCAACCUCAUGA
Molecule: messenger RNA, 1746 nt
Organism: Budorcas taxicolor (takin)
Lineage: Eukaryota; Metazoa; Chordata; Mammalia; Artiodactyla; Bovidae
Product: zinc finger protein 548-like
Exons: 3
Coding region: 1-1746 (581 amino acids)
Biological process (GO): positive regulation of reciprocal meiotic recombination; regulation of DNA-templated transcription
Cellular component (GO): nucleus
Molecular function (GO): histone H3K36 methyltransferase activity; histone H3K4 methyltransferase activity; recombination hotspot binding
Source: RefSeq, a predicted model, not a curated record